Messenger RNA from Eubalaena glacialis (North Atlantic right whale), 1101 nucleotides. RefSeq names its product family with sequence similarity 89 member A (gene FAM89A). Lineage: Eukaryota; Metazoa; Chordata; Mammalia; Artiodactyla; Balaenidae. The transcript is spliced from 2 exons. Bases 59 to 595 code for a protein of 178 amino acids. The record is from RefSeq and is a predicted model, not a curated record.
GCGGCGGCGGCGGCGGCGGCGGAGGAGGACUUGCGGGCUAGCGGUCUGGCCGAGCGGGAUGAGCGGGCCCGAGGCAGCCGGCUCGGUGCGCGGGCUGCGAGUGGACGGGCUGCCCCCGCUGCCCAAGAGCCUGAGCGGGUUGCUGCACUCGGCGUCGGGCGGCGGCGCGUCGGGGGGCUGGAGGCACCUGGAGCGGCUGUACGCGCAGAAGUCGCGCAUCCAGGACGAGCUGAGCCGCGGGGGCGCUGGCGGCGGCGGGGCGCGGGCCGCGGCGCUGCCCGCCAAGCCUCCCAAUCUAGACGCCGCGCUGGCCCUGCUGCGCAAGGAGAUGGUUGGCCUCCGACAGCUGGACAUGUCCUUGCUCUGCCAGCUGUACAGCCUCUACGAGUCCAUCCAGGAAUACAAGGGAGCGUGCCAGGCAGCGUCCGGCCCAGACUGCACGUACGCUCUGGAGAACGGCUUCUUCGAUGAGGAGGAGGAGUAUUUCCAGGAGCAGAACCCCCUGCACGAUGGGAGGGAGCGAAGACCCCCGAGGGACCCCUCACUGCCCGUCUCCCCCCUCUGCAGCGGCGACUGGAUCCUGGAGUCCAUCUAAAGGGCCCAGGAGGGAGGCGACUGUCAGCGGGUGCUUCUCCUCUCCUCCCCCACUGCGGGCCGUCCCCGGGCCAGUGGGACCAGUGCCGCCAGUUUAGUCUGCAGGCAGGGAGAUCUGCCUGGGCGCGGGGCCUUGGGCCGUUUCGUGGGCCCGUUUCUACUGAGGUGACCUGGAGGCGUUCAGCAAUCUCCUCACAGCCUGGUCCUGAGGCCCUGCGGCCAAGGAUUUGUACGGAGAGCAUACUGAGGGGGUCCCUGGAGAAGACCUUCUCGGGUAUUUUGUGUGAGAUGAGAGGACCCGUGUGUAGCUGGCUGCUUUCUCACAGGUAGGGUUUGCCUGCAGUUUACAGUGUAAGAGAGCUAAUACUUCCCUGCUGCCCUUCCUCGGUGUGUUCAGCAGCCUUUCCUGCUGUUUCCUGAGCUCUGAAGCCACUGGGUUGAGCUUUAUUUAUUUGUAAGCUGCAUUACUCAUGGUCCAGGUGACUCAGUAAAAGCUUGUCACUGAAA